Molecule: messenger RNA, 3602 nt
Organism: Drosophila navojoa
Lineage: Eukaryota; Metazoa; Arthropoda; Insecta; Diptera; Drosophilidae
Gene: pico
Product: ras-associated and pleckstrin homology domains-containing protein pico
Biological process (GO): signal transduction
Source: RefSeq, a predicted model, not a curated record
UUUUUUCUCCUUUGCAGAUUAUUCAGCUAACAAGCCAGGGGAUCAUCGUUGGCGGCGUAGCCAGCGACGGAUCAGAGUCAAUUGGUGGAAUAGGAGCGGGAGGAGGAGACGGAGGAGGAGUUGCUGGUGCUGGUGCUGGAGUGGGCAGUGGAAGUCCACAGCACAAAUUGCUGGGCAUUGGGGAUAGUACGAGCGGCGCUGGCGCCGUCAAACUGCGCAAGCACAGCGAACGUUCAACGCCGGACGCCAAGACGCACGCCUCCUAUCGCAUCUCCAUGGCCAAUCUGGAGGAUACACAAGAGUCCGAACUGGAUCUGAUACUCGGCGAGCUGAGCUUGCUCGAGGCGCAGAUUAGCUACGGCGAGGCGAGCUUUUUGCCUGGCGUCGCCGCUGGCCAAGGGCCAGGCGCUGCAGGUGGUGCGGGUGUGGCCUCACCUCCGCCACCGCCGCCGCCGGCACUGGCCUCCGUUUCAGCGGCCUCGUCGCGCACACACUCACGCACAAAUAGCAGCAUAUCCGGGGAUGUGAGCACCACAUCGUCCUCGUCGGGCAUAUCCGAGAAUGGCAAUGGGACUGCUGGCAUGGUGGCCGGUGGUGCUGGUGGUGGCGUUGUCAUCGGCGGACUCUCCGCUGGCCACAUGACCAUGGGAAUCACGCUGGGCGUUGUCACGCCCCGUGAGCCACGCACCGAGUCGCCCGACAACGAUUCGGCCUUCAGUGACACCGUUUCGCUGCUCUCCAGCGAGUCGUCCGCCUCGUCCAACACCUCGCUGCAGCAGCAGCAGCAGCAACAACAACAGCAGCAGCAGCAGCAACAGUUGCUGCUGCAACAACAGAAACUGCACCUGCAGCAGCAGCAACAGCUGCAUCAGCAUCCGCUGCAGUCCUCGACGAAGGCGGCCAAGAUUCAGCUGGCCCUGCACAAGCUGGAGAGCGCGCCCAUCCGGCGCCUCUUCGUGAAGGCCUUCACGGCGGACGGGGCAUCCAAGUCGCUGCUGGUGGAUGAGCGCAUGGGCUGCGGCCUUGUGACGCGCCUGCUGGCGGACAAGAAUCAUGUCCAGAUGCAGCCGACGUGGGCGCUGAUCGAGCACCUGGGCGACCUGCAAAUGGAGCGCCUGUUUGAGGAUCACGAGCUACUGGUGGAUAAUCUGAUGACGUGGAACUCGGAUGCGGGCAAUCGCGUGCUCUUCCAGCAGCGGCCGGACAAGGUGGCGCUCUAUCAGCGGCCGGAGCUGUAUUUGCCGGGGCCACAGAUGGCGCCGGGCUGCCAGCAUGACGAGCAGACGCGUCACAUGCUGCUGGAGGAGUUCUUUGAGACGCAGGCCCAGCUGCAGCUGGACGGGCCGCUCUACAUGAAGGCCGAUCCGAAGAAGGCCUGGAAGCGUCAUCAUUUCGUCCUGCGCCCCUCCGGCCUCUACUACUUCCCCAAGGAGAAGACGAAGAACACACGCGAUCUCGCCUGCCUGACCGUCUUCAGCGGCCACAACGUCUACACGGGCAUCAACUGGCGCAAGAAGUAUAAAUCGCCAACGGACUUCACGUUCGGCUUCAAGGCCGCCAACGACUCGUCGCUGGGCAAAUCGUGCCGUUCCCUGAAAAUGCUGUGCGCCGAGGAUGGGGCCACGCUGGAUCGCUGGCUGACGGCCAUACGGAUCUGUAAAUAUGGCAAGCAGCUGUGGCACAGCCACAAGCUGCUCAUGGAGGAGCUGUGCUCGGGCAGCGCCGGCGGCACUGCGUCCGGUGUUGGCGGCAGCUUUGCCGCCUCGAUGCGCAGCGAGUCGAUAAGCAGCAUCUCGUCGGCGGUGCCAUCGCAAUGUGGCAGCGUCUCCUCGGCCAUUAGCAGCAUGUCGAACUCGAGCAGCGGCCGCAUCUCGCGCGCCUCCAGCUCCAGCUCCAGCGGCUGCCUGUCGGAUGAGAACAAUGCCUUCGACUCGGAGUUCACCACCGGCACCAUAAAGCGCAAGCCCUCCAUGAAGCCCAAUCUGCCGCUAACCACAAUGACGCGCCAGCUGAAGGAGGUGGGUGAGAUUACGACCGGACCGGUUGCCGUGGCCACGGCAGCAGCAGGCGCUGGCGGUGGCGGCGGCGGCGGCGACUCGUCUGCCUCGCCAGAGCGCAGCGGCACGCUGACCCGCCGGCACAGUCGCCGCAAAUCGCAGGAGAGCAACGGCAGCAGUGGUGGCACGCUGAAGCGUCGCCCGGUGGUGCCGGUGAAUGCGUCCGUGAAGCGGGAUGUGAUUGCAUCCGUGUCGGGGUCAAUGGCAAACGAUGGCAAUUCGUCGUCAUCAUCGAAUUCGACGCCGACGCCAACGCCCAGCAUUUGUGCCAAGCCGCCGCCGGGACUGAGCGAUGUGGAGCUGAUGUGCUCAUCGACAUUGUCGUUGGACUCGCUGCCGCCACCGCCGCCGCCACCCGCUCUGCAUGCCGACGAACAGGAUGUGUAUGGGUCGCAGCUGUCGUUGGCCUCGCUGCCGCCACCGCCGCCGCCCGAGGAGGUGCUCGCCUAUGCGGAGCCCACCUCACCACUGACGCCCACGCCCAUGUCCAUGGCCAUGGCCAUGUCGAUGGGCAUGGUGAUGCCCAACAGCAAUGGCACACUGCCGCCGGCGGUGCCCGCCAAGCCCAUCAAGCCAGCUGUGAAGCAGACACUGAAGGCAGCGCCGCCCUACAAGGCACCGCCCGACUACGUGGGACCAGCUGCCGCCCAGUUGCCGCCGCCGCCGCCGCCCGUUCAGAAGAAGGUCUCCUUUGCCGACUCGCCGGUGCUGCUGCGUCGCAAGAUGUGCUCCCCGGAGCCCCAGCUGCCCAUGCGCUCGCCCAGCACAACGCUCAGCAGUGGGUCGGGCAGCAGCAUUGGCUAUCCGUCGCAGUCGCAUUCGCAGCCGAUAUACUCGCCCGGUCCGCUGUUGCCGCCGCGCAGUGAUCUGUCCCGGCUGUCCGGCUGCAGUCAGAAUGGCAGCGAUGUGGUCACAUCGCCGAAGCGCCUGCAAGAGUCUGCAUCGAAUCCGCCGCGCGACUUCCUCAAGGAUCUGCAGCGUGUGAUGCGCAAGAAGUGGCAGGUGGCACAGAAAUGCAAACUGGAGCCGGCGACCACGCCGCACGAGGUGCUCGGCUUCCGUGACUUCAACAAUGAGGAUCUCCUGGCGGCCCACAAUCUGAACUCGGGCGCCAACAGCUCGCACUACUAUCGCGAGACGGCGAACGUGAGCCACUGGGUGCAAGAGCACUACGAGUAUGCCCACAACGAGUACGCGCUCUACGAGAACGUGCAUGCCCAGAGCAAUGGGGCGGCCGCAACGGCAAUGGGCGGAGCUGGAGCCACUAUGCUGGAUGCAGCUGGUCCGCCGCCAGUGCCGCCGCCAGCCGCUGUGGCCGAUGCAGCGGCGGCGUUGCGCAAAAAGCGUCCGCCGCCGCCGCCACCAAAACGCAGUGAUUCGACGCAUCUAACGCAUCGUGUCUAGAGUUAGCUCCAAGGCACUGUCCACUAUUGGCGUCUGUCUGCUGGAUUCAAUGAUCCUGCAACAACAACAACAACAACAACAAUAUCUAUGUGUCUAAACUUAAGUGCAAAAACAAAUUCCUAACUAUGAGCAAGAGAGAAA